Messenger RNA from Penicillium canescens, 435 nucleotides. RefSeq lists its product as uncharacterized. Bases 1 to 435 code for a protein of 144 amino acids. The record is from RefSeq and is a predicted model, not a curated record. The transcript has 2 exons. NCBI's taxonomy places the organism in Eukaryota, Fungi, Ascomycota, Eurotiomycetes, Eurotiales, Aspergillaceae.
AUGCUUGCAGCCCAAAACGCCAAGCUUGGAUCUCAAGACAUGAAGUUUGAAAUGCAGAACGCAGAAGUCGACUCAAUACAUGGCGGGCGAAUCCGCCAAGAUAUCAUCAGGAUCAGCGAGGAGAAAAGCCUCAACGUUGCCGCACGCUGGGAAGAAGCGUUUCUGGUUCACUACAAUAUCCCAGACGCCACAUGUGUUGACAAACUUGGUCGCCUACUUGACACCCCAGAUGAGAUUGUUAACUUCAUUAAUGAACGCGCCGACAUAUCCGUUCCUCUAUUCAGAUGGCAGAGCUUUUCACCUCAACGGAAUAUGCUCCUCGAAGCACAUGACAGGUUCAUCGGAGCAAGGAUCGUCGACCCGACCAUAGAACUGGACCUAGACUCGGUUGAUCAUGUUAGAAACCUCGUUACCAUAUUCACUAAGAAGGAAUAG